GGAUUAGUAUUUUUAUUUCCAUUUUCCAAUUUAUAGAAAAAUUUAAAAUUAAAAAAGUUGAGAUAUCAACAUAAAUAUGAAAUGUUGACGAUAUUUUUAACUUCACUAAAAUAUAAGAUAUAUUUACAUAAGCCAAAAGAGAAUUUGCUCCUGCAUGAGCAUACUGUCCAUUUGCUCCCUAAGAUAAACCUACAUGGAGUAUAUUCAGGACCGAAAGUUUUGGGGAUGUAAUUUUUGAACCUGGGACCAAGUUUAAAUAUACAAAAUUCAAAUCUCAUACUCUCCAAAAAAAAUUUAUCAUCCCAAAAUCGAAUAUGGGCUUUCCCAUCUUGAGGGGCAUGAUCUAAGUGUCGAAGAACUCAGAAUUUCACUUUUCAUUUUCUGAAAAUAAUCACCUAAUAGUGAUUAUUAGGUGGAAACCAAAAUUUCAUGUUUGGAAAAUCCUCCCAAGUAGCUCUUUUGGCCGGGGGAGUUCACGUACAGUAUCCUCCCACCGGAAGCAUACAAAUUUCCAAAACAUGAAAAACCUAAUAUUCCCUCCAUUUCAGUAUUUCCUCAUAAAUAAUGCCGCCGUCCUCUCCGAGAUCCGAAAUUACGUCAAAAUUUCGUUCACACGCCUAUAUUUCGGACAGAACCAGUGAUGCCCUAAAGGAGCCUGAACCCGAUCAAUAAUUUUUUAAAAAAACAGAGCGCGCGCUCUCUCUCCCUCUCCUCCUCUCUCUCUCUCUCUCUUUUCGAGCCAUGAAUUUAACACGAAGAGGCUUCACAGCGAUUUCUCAAUGGCUUUCUCACUCUUCUUCGUCCUCCCUUUCUUCUUAUUCUUCUGAGAAGUGGUUUAUUCUUCAUCCUCGUCUCCUGAAUAUACAGUCUCCUGGUUACUCAAAAGCGAAGAAGAGUCCUCAAGAGCUCGAGUCCUCGUUUUCUGGCCAUGGUUAUGAGAUAGUAGGACUUAGUGGUUCGGAUUUGGGGGGAGAGUUAGAGAAGAGAGAGUGGCCAAGGCCUACAGAGAUACCUUACCAGGCAAAAGUGGCGAACUUGGUUCAUUUGAUUGGGAAAAUCUCUGGGCCCGUGCAGAUUGAAACGUUGGAGGAUGGGAGGACAUGGGCUUUCACGGUUCUUGUUCAGCAAAAAACCCUAGAUUUUCCUCAUCUAUGGAUUCCUAUUAUCUUUGAAGGUGACAUGGCUGGCAUAGCUGCAUGCCAUCUGAAGGAAAAUGACCUUAUUUAUGUGUUGGGACAACUCAGUGCAGAGUCACCACAAUUUACAGAUGUAAAUGGUCAGGCUGGUAUCCAGGUGAUGGUCCAUAGCAUAAGUUAUGUUCAGGAAGAGCUUUCUUGGUCAAAGAAAAUAACUCCUUCACCCAAGCAGACAGAAGAGAAUUCAGAGGAUUUUGAUAAGGUUCAGAAAGCUGUUGCUGUAGAGGGUCUAUGGAAAGAACUUUUUGCCAAACCCUACAAUUGGUAUGAUAAUAGAUUUGAUAAGAGAAAUCCCAGAUACCCUGAUUUUAGAAACAAGAAUUCUAAAGAAGCUCUUUGGUUGGAUAAACAUACACCAGAUUCGGUUUUGUCAGCAUUGGAAUCUCCGGAGUUUUGUGCAAAGUUCGCUAAUGGGACUAGGGAUAAUUUUGUGGCGGAUCUUUGGAAAGAUCUUUUUUCUAAUCCUGACAAAUGGUGGGAUGAGAGGAUGGUGAAGGCAAUGCAUUUGGUUAGUUCGAGGUACCCUGAUUUUAAACAUAAAGAAACUGGUGAAGCAUUAUGGCUUGAUGGCCUUAAACCAGAGUGGCUUUUGCCAAUAUUGGAAACUUUAAAAAUCAAUACGAGAGUCAUUGAUCAGGGGCAAAGUGAAGUUUUGCAUCAUAAAGAAUCUGGUGAAGCAUUAUGGCUUGAUAGCCUUAAACCAGAGGGGCUUUUGCCGAUAUUGGAAACUUUAAAAAUCGAUAAGAGAGUCGUUGAUCAGGGGCAAAGUGAAGGGCAGAAGAUAGAGAAGAUAAGGGCUGAUAUUGGGCAUCGUUGGGAAGAUCUUUUUGCGGAUCCCAGUAAGUGGUGCGAUAAUCGAAAGGUUAAGACUCAGCCGACACACCCAGAUUUUAAACAUAAAGAAACGGGUGAAGCACUAUGGCUUGAUGGUCCAAAAGCUGAGUGGGUUUUGUCAAAAUUGAAAACAUUAGAAAUUGAUCAGAGGCAAGAUAAAGGGCAUCUUUGGGAAGAUCUUUUUGCUGAUCCCAGUAAGUGGUGCGAUAAUCGGAAGGUUAAGACUCAGCCGACACACCCAGAUUUUAAACAUAAAGAAACGGGUGAAGCACUAUGGCUUGAUGGUAUAAAACCUGAGUGGGUUUUGUCAAAAUUGAAAACAUUAGAAAUUGAUCAGAGGCAAAAUAAAGAUUCCAAUGACUUAUGGAAAGAUCUAGUGGCCAACCGUGACAAGUGGUGGGACAACAGAUUGUCCAAGGUGAACCCAAAGGCCCCUGAUUUUAAACACAAGGACAGUGGAAAAGGACUCUGGCUUAAUGGAUCAACACCAGAUUGGGCAUUAACAAAUUUGACGCCUUCAAAGGCGAAAGAGGAAGCUGCAGAUGAAGUCAAGCAUGAAGUGCGUGUAUCCUAAGUUGUAAAAUUCACGCAUGUUUCAAGAGCCAUCACAUUGUAUCCAAGGACAUUUGGGGGCACUGCAUUGUACCUGAAAAUGGGCUGAGGCGUUGAAUGGUGUAGGUAUACGCAGCAGAUAUCCUAGUUAUGCAUGUAUAACGUGUAUAUGGACUCUGAGAUUUAAAUGUUUAACACUUUUUUGGAGUUUGAAUGGUGUAGUAGGUAUACGCAGCAGAUAUUCUAGUUAUGCAUGUAUAAUGUGUAUAUGGAUUCUGAGCUUUAAAUGUUUAACACUUUUUUGGAGGCUUAAUAAUCUUAACCCUUACUAAGUUUUCACAUAAA
This is a messenger RNA of Amborella trichopoda, 2927 nucleotides long. Its product is annotated as protein OSB3, chloroplastic/mitochondrial. Gene Ontology annotation, biological process: positive regulation of helicase activity; mitochondrial DNA replication. Gene Ontology annotation, cellular component: mitochondrial nucleoid. NCBI's taxonomy places the organism in Eukaryota, Viridiplantae, Streptophyta, Magnoliopsida, Amborellales, Amborellaceae. The record is from RefSeq and is a predicted model, not a curated record. Gene Ontology annotation, molecular function: single-stranded DNA binding; ATP hydrolysis activity; ATP binding.